Dreissena polymorpha is the source of this 1459-nucleotide messenger RNA. RefSeq names its product peptidyl-alpha-hydroxyglycine alpha-amidating lyase 2-like. NCBI's taxonomy places the organism in Eukaryota, Metazoa, Mollusca, Bivalvia, Myida, Dreissenidae. The transcript has 10 exons. The coding region runs from base 186 to 1355 and encodes 389 amino acids. The record is from RefSeq and is a predicted model, not a curated record. Gene Ontology annotation, biological process: peptide metabolic process. Gene Ontology annotation, molecular function: protein binding; catalytic activity. Gene Ontology annotation, cellular component: membrane; extracellular region.
ACCAUUAAUCGAUACGAUUGUCAUUGAUGGAAUUAAUAAUAAGAAGAGAAACGCAUAUGUAAAUAUGCAUAUGCCCACGAUAACUCUUAUAUUUCUGUAGUGUUCUGUGAUCAAAUAGUUCUAGAUUGAUAAGGAUAAGAUAAUAGUGUUCCACAGUUGAAUUUACAGACAGACAAGAGGAUAAAAUGUUGAUUAGCUGUCUGUGUGUAUUGGGGGUGGUGGCCUUUACGAAUGCCAAAGCAAUUAAAGACUCGUUGGACGAUAUUCCAUACGACUUGCUACUGAAGUUAAAGGAACUCGCGGCUCAAUACGACUACCCGGAUUAUUACACAGGACCUGAGCCCGAUGAUGCAUCCGGAGCAUUACGGGAAGUGCCGAACUGGCCGACGGAGAGAACGAGGCCUCUGAUUGGUCAGGUUGGCGGUCUUGCGGUCGACUCGGAGGGUCAGGUGGUCGUCUUUCACAGGGCCGAGCGUCGAUGGGACGCAAGUUCGUUUGUCUUUAACCGGUUGAACCCAGCCCUGGGGCCAAUCAAAGGGGAUGUGUUCCUGAAACUUCUGCCCGAGUCGGGCGAGGUGCUAUCCCAGUUUGGAGGUGGACAAUUUUACAUGCCGCACGGUCUGACCCUCGAUGCAGAUGACAACAUGUGGAUUACAGACGUCGGUCUGCAUCAAGUGAUGAAGAUUCCCAAGGGUUCGACCACGCCCAGUCUCGUGCUCGGGGUCAAGAUGGAGCCCGGAAGUGACGACACCCACUUCUGUAAGCCGACAGACGUGGCUGUGGCCUCCACUGGGGAGUUCUUCGUGGCUGAUGGGUAUUGUAACAGCCGCAUCCUGAAGUACUCCAGCUCAGGGACACUUCUGACCAAGUGGGGACGCCCUAUGUCAGGUACACGUGCACCGGAAGUUGACCAGCUCUACAUACCGCACAGUCUCGCGCUGGUCGAAAACAAGGACCUCAUUUGUGUGGCGGACAGGGAGAACUCACGGAUCCAGUGUUUCGACGCGGGCCUCAACGGCACCACUGCCGGCACAUUCAGGAAGAGCCUACAGCCCAACCGAGGAACCAUAUACGCCAUUGAGUACGACCCCAACAGUGACGUCAUAUACGUUGUGAACGGGCCCGGCAUGAAUGACAUUAUAGAGGGCUUUACCCUGGAUCUUGACGGCAACAUACUUGAGACGUGGGGCCCACGUGGCACGCCGAUGGAGCAUCCCCAUGACGUCACCGUAUCACGUGACGGUAUCAAUGUGUACGCUGGUGACAUUGGUCAAGACCCGAGAGUGUACAAGUUUGAACGACCCUACGGUAUGGCGAAAACCGCUGGGACUCCACCAUACGCCAUCAUAGGCUAAUUCAUGAUAAAACCAACUUUUGUAUCAGGAUAUAUGAUAGUGUUUAUAUUUUUCGUGUUGUCAAUAAGUCAAAAAAGUAAUUAAGACCAACAAUACCAAACUGA